UCACAAUAUGGCGGAUUGUUUUGCCUUUGAUGUUGAUGUUUACAUCGAAUAUUGGCAGUGUUUUCGUUUGCUCUGAGAUGUAUUCCCUCAAAAGCGUUUGAGAGCGAUUCAUUGGUCAUAUCAUAUGAACAGAAUCUUAAGGAAUGUGGUAUUCUCACAAUCCAAAAAUUCUUUAACAAGAAUUAUUAAUCUUCAAAGGUCUGCAAGUACCACAAAUGGUAACCAACCUGUCUCCAAGGGUAACCAAGAUGCUGCCACUGGCCCUCCACCAGCCCCUCCUCCCCCUGAACUCUGCUGUAGGAGUGGUUGCCAAAACUGUGUCUGGCUGGAGUAUGUUGAUGACAUGUUAAAAUAUUACAAGAACAAUAAACAGGAAGCUAGRAAAGCUUUAGAACAAAUACCAGAUGAAACUUUGAAAACAUUCAUAAGAAUUGAACUGGGACUUUAGAUAUUUGUGGUUGCUAAAAUAGUGGUUGUGAUCAAGAAACAAAGAAGGCAUUGAACCAUUAURUAAGUUUAACACUUUUAAGUGAAUUGAAUCAAGGUGCAGUGAACUAAAAGUGUGAUCUUUUUCCAGCAAUUYAUAUUGCAUCAUCACAAGCUUUUCCAUUGUAGAUGCUCAGCCUUGGGACACUCUUUCCUGAUUAAUGCAAGAGAUCAUCUCUUUAUCUGCUUUAACAAGAGUGUUUUCAACUUUGUUUCACAUUUUACUAUUUUUGUUUAUUGCUGCUAAUCCUUAGUUAUUCUAUUUUUAUUUUCUAAGUGACGUUUUAAACCUAAACCCAGAUAAUAACAAUAUUCAUAUAGUACAUGUACAUCUACUGUGCUAUUACACUAGAUAUUACAAUAAUUUGUACCAAAAAUAGUUAGCCUAAUAUUAUGUUAUUUACAAUCUAUGGGAAUUGCUUGCUCUUGUUUGCUCAGGAUUUUUUUAAUAAUUAUUAUUGAGGGACUACUUUACAGACUGAGCUUCUAAAUAUUUCUAGCAGUAGUAAAUAGUUUUGAUGUAUUCAAAUACAUCUUGUUUGCUCAGGAUUUUUUUAAUAAUUAUUAUUGAGGGACUACUUUACAGACUGAGCUUCUAAAUAUUUCUAGCAGUAGUAAAUAGUUUUGAUGUAUUCAAAUACAAAUGCCUCUAGAAAAGCCUUGUUUGCAUCAACAUCUUCGUAAUUGAGUUUCAUCGGGUGUACAAAAAAUUCUUUCUUGUUGUAAAUUUUCCUGAAGUG
Messenger RNA from Exaiptasia diaphana, 1226 nucleotides. Its product is annotated as oxidoreductase-like domain-containing protein 1. Gene Ontology annotation, cellular component: mitochondrion. The record is from RefSeq and is a predicted model, not a curated record. Bases 125 to 448 code for a protein of 107 amino acids. The transcript has 3 exons. Lineage: Eukaryota; Metazoa; Cnidaria; Anthozoa; Actiniaria; Aiptasiidae.